AUGCCAAUGAAAGUGGAGAUAAAGAUUAAUCCAUCAAAUAAUGCAUUCACUGAUUGGAUGGACAAAUUUGAUACGUUAUGUCCCAUAGGAAAGGGAUCCUUUGGUGAGGUGUGGAAAGUAAAGCAUAAAUCUGAUGUCCAAAAGGAUGAGUCGGAUUCAAAGGAAAAUCGUGGGUCGAUAGCGAGACAUAUUAUAUUCUUUUGGAGUUGGGUUCAGACAGUCUACAGAAUAUUCUUACUCUUAAACCACAACUAUUUGGUCGACAACCGGAAGAACCCAUGA
This is a messenger RNA of Oppiella nova, 282 nucleotides long. The record is from the annotation of a GenBank genome assembly. Lineage: Eukaryota; Metazoa; Arthropoda; Arachnida; Sarcoptiformes; Oppiidae.